AUGAAUUACUCUUAUUCCCGCUUUAAAGAUGAAGAAACUGAGUCUCAGAGAGAUGAAGUAAUUCACCCAAACAUUGUUAGUACCAUCAUUAUACUGGCCGGAGCGAUUGCACUCAUCAUUGGUUUCGGUAUUUCAGUUAACUCCCUGGACCUCAGUUUCCUCAUUGAUAGUGUGGAGGAAAUAAUGUCUACAUCACCAGGAAGACACUCCAUCACGGUCACUACUCUCACCUCAACUGGGAACAUUGGGGAGGAUGGAAUCCUGAGCUGUACUUUCGAACCUGACAUCAAACUUUCUGAUAUCGUGAUACAGUGGCAGAAGGAAGGUGUUAUAGGCUUGGUCCAUGAGUUCAAAGAAGGCAAAGAUGACUUGUCAGACCAGGAUGAAAUGUUCAGAGGCCGGACAGCAGUAUUUACUGAUCAAGUAAUAGUUGGCAAUGCCUCUCUGAGGCUGAAAAAUGUGCAGCUCACAGAUGCUGGCAUCUAUAAAUGUUACAUCAUCACUUCUAAAGGCAAGGGGAAUGCUAACCUCGAGUAUAAAACUGGAGCCUUCAGCAUCCCAGAGGUCAAUGUGGACUAUAAUGCCAGCUCAGAGAGCUUACGAUGUGAGGCUCCCCGAUGGUUUCCCCAGCCUACAGUGGUCUGGGCGUCCCAAGUUGACCAGGGAGCCAACUUCUCAGAAGUCUCCAACACCAGCUUUGAGUUGAACUCUGAGAAUGUGACCAUGAAGGUUGUGUCCGUACUCUACAAUGUCACAAUCAACAACACAUACUCCUGUAUGAUUGAAAACGACAUUGCCAAAGCCACCGGGGAUAUCAAAGUGACAGACUCUGAGAUUAAAAGGCGAAGUCACCUACAGCUGCUGAACUCAAAGGCUUCCCGGUGUGUCUCUUCUUCUGUUGCCAUCAGCUGGGUACUCCUGCCUCUCUGCCCUUACCUGAUGCUAAGAUAAUGUACCUUGGCUACACAGAAACAUGCAAAGUCAUUGGUACGACAGGAUUCCAGGAAUCUGCAGAACUAUUUCACCACAAGAUAUGACCUAGUUUUACAGUUCUGGGGGGAAAUGAAUUCACGUCUAGAACUCGGGAGGGAACAAACAAGAUCAAGAUGCAAGAAGAAGCCAA
This is a messenger RNA of Hippopotamus amphibius kiboko, 1123 nucleotides long. RefSeq names its product V-set domain containing T cell activation inhibitor 1 (gene VTCN1). The coding region runs from base 1 to 951 and encodes 316 amino acids. NCBI's taxonomy places the organism in Eukaryota, Metazoa, Chordata, Mammalia, Artiodactyla, Hippopotamidae. The record is from RefSeq and is a predicted model, not a curated record. The transcript has 7 exons.